This is a messenger RNA of Brenthis ino (lesser marbled fritillary), 624 nucleotides long. The record is from the annotation of a GenBank genome assembly. Lineage: Eukaryota; Metazoa; Arthropoda; Insecta; Lepidoptera; Nymphalidae.
AUGGGAUUUAAAAGGGGGGCACUUAUUGUAAUCGAAGGCGUAGAUAGAACUGGUAAAACAACGCAAUGCAAAAAACUUGUGGAAAGCUUAAAAAAUAAGCAAGUAUUAGCUGAAUACACUAAUUUUCCAGACAGGAAAACUGAAAUAGGUAAAGUUAUCAACAGUUAUUUAAUAUCAAAGAAAGACUUACCCAAUGAAACUAUACAUCUCUUAUUUUCUGCAAACCGAUGGGAAAAAGUUGAUGGCAUUUUAAAAAUGUUAGAUAAUGGUAUAUCUGUUAUUGUGGAUAGAUAUUGUUUUUCUGGAGUAGCAUUUUCUGCAGCUAAAGGGCUAGAUUUGAAGUGGUGCAUGUCACCAGAUGUGGGGUUGCCGAAACCAGAUAAAGUAUUUUUCCUAAAUAUGUCCCUAGAGAAAGUUCAAUUAAGGAAUGGUUUUGGAAAUGAGAGAUAUGAAGUGCCCGAGUUUCAAAAGAAAGUUGCUGAUAUGUACAUGAAACUUAAAGAUGAUAGUUGGGAUAUUUUAGAUGCUAGCAGGUCAAUGGAAGAUAUUGAAAAAGAGUUAUUACAUAAGACUUUAUCCUUAGUUGAUAGUGUUGGUAACAAGCCCAUUGGUAAGAUGUGGGUU